UUUAGCUCGUUCAAAUUACAAAUGGCUUCUUAGACGCGAAACAUGACUCGAUGAAAAUGAAUGGGGGCAAGCAAGUUGUUGAUUCAUCUGCGUGCAUAUUACUUCAUCAUACUGCUUCUCGUCAGACUUGAUUUUAGUAGGUCGACUCUUAUUGUUCGCUGUCAAGUGUUAAAUACGCACUAACGAGAUCAUGCUUAACGAGAGCGAUGGUGAUACGGAAAACGAUUCAACAAUGUCAACGACAUCGUCCAAGACAGAUUCAAAAUUUCGUCCGCAAAAUGAAUUGGUAUACAAUAAAUUUUUACCUUACGCGGACGAACUCGAAGCGGAAUCGCAAAUGUGUCUUGCCGAGAUCAAGGAAAAUUUGGGACGUGCGGUCAUGCUGCGUGAACUUAAACCAGGAUGUGUCUGUUGGGUAACCAGACUAAAUUUGUAUACACAAUUAUAUGGGAUGAAAUUUAGUAAAGAAGAUCAUAUAGCAUUUGUAAAAUUAAUGUACGAGCUUGUUACCAUACCAAAAUUGGAAGCAAAUCUUUUCAACAAAUUUGGCAAUGUAUUAGUGACACUGUUAAAAAAGAAAAAAUUAAUUAGACCCGACGAAUUAGAACUUCCAUGGAAACCUUUAUAUAAAAUUACAGUACAGUAUUUUAAACCUGAUCCAAUUGGAAUAUAUCGUCAGCCUAAAUUUUUAAAAAAUACAUUAUAUUACGUGGUCCAGGCUGUAAAGAUUUAUUUUCCUUUGAGUGCUACACAAGAAAUAUUAGAUGAAUUAAGACCAAAACUCUGUCCUCUUAACGGAGCAACAAUGUGCACAACCAUUCAAAUUUUAGAAUGGUUUUUACCAUUGCAAUUACCUCCUGAGCAUCAUUCUAUGGGAUAUCAGUUGUGGUUUGAUGAGUUUAUGACUAUGUGGAAGGUAUGCCGCAAUGGUCCGCAAUGGGAAAAUGAUAUGAUGACGUUAAUGGCCAUGUUGGCCGUUUAUAAUAUAGGAUACAUUGAUUGGGAACCACAUUUUCCUUUAAUGUAUACCACAUUUUUACGAUGCUUAAAUCUACCAGUAACAUAUAAGAAGAUACCAAACAAUUUGAAUCAUAAAAUAGAAAUGGUAUCAAUAGCCAAAUGGAUAAUAGCGACUCUGGUAAGAUUAUACACAUAUCAGAUUAUUUUAUACAAUUUUUUUUAAAUAUAUUGAUUAUAAGAUAAAGAAUUUUUGGAAACUUGAAAACUUUAUUAUUUUAUAAUCACAAUAUAUUUAAAAAAUUUAACAAUUAAAUAUUUUAUUUGCUUUCACAGAGAGAGAUAUGCUAAACCAACUUGGGAAACUCCAACUCCUGAGAAUUAUAAAUUAAUUGAUUCUGAUGUUGAUGCUUUUGUUAAAAGUAUGUUGCCAAUAACUAAAACGGCCAUGUUUAAUAAAUUUUGUACGAAUGAUGCCUAUCAAGCUUUACAAUAUUUAGCUGCUAUGAGACCGAAUUUAGUAAUACCGGACAUAUUAGAAAGAAUGCAGUCUACAUUCGAUUCUUUGACCGAACCACAUAAACUUACAGCAUCGAUAAUCUGUAUGGUAGCCAUUGCCAAACCAAUGGUACAAGGUUCUAGGAAUAUAAACGAAGGUUACGUCUAUUCGGAAGGUCCAAUGCAUGUAUUGCCGCUACUGUUCUCCUUGUUACCCGGAAUUGAUGCAAAUGACAUUGGAAAAAGUUUUGCUACGUUCCGUCUAAUUUCCGUUUACGCUAUGUUGAUUCCCAUUGUGGAUUCUUCUAAAUCGACUGCGAUUAUGACCGAAGAAGAGAGAAUCAUUUGCGAAGCAACAUCGCGUUUUGAAGACUUUAUAUUGCAGUUUUUCGAUAGGAUAUUCACCUUUAUAGAUUCUAGUUCGUCGGAGAACGUGCGACUCGAGAACAACGACGGUAAUUCGAAGAGUAAACUUGAAUCGAUGGUGGAAGUGGUGCUUUCGAGUCUGUGCGUGGCUCUCUUGAGACAACUCAGCGAUGCGAUUUUUAAGAGCGCUCUACAUAAAUUACACAAAUUCGUGACGGAACGUAUCCUCGAAACCAAGAUUGCUGGCAGACUAGUGGCAGUUGUAUGCAAAUCUUUUUCCCGUGUCAACGGACAUGAUACCCUACGUACGUUAUUGCCUGUAUUUGCGGAUAUAAUUUUGCCAUUGAUAAACGAGGAUGAUAUUCUGAAGGAAGAGAACUUGGAUCAUCGUCUCUCAUAUGCCCUGCUCAUACUAUCAUCAAUCGUUGACACGCCCGGCAACAAUUUAAUACCGCAUAUGGAUACGUUGUUCGAAAUCCUCGAUCGUGUUCUACUUCUGAAAUCAAUAGACGGCAAUGGGCUAGCCUGUUCUCUAUUAAAUUGUAUUCUAUCGUCAUUAUCGAAUGUCACUCCAUGGCAAUGUAGAUCCAAACAAAGAGAUUUCAACGAUCCUAAUUAUCCUUAUGUUAGAGAUUGGGGUGAAAGAAUAGAUGUUGAUGAUGUUAAUAUCAAAUGGUAUGUUCCCGGCGAAGAGGAGAUCGCUAUUGCACAACGAAUAUUCUCAAGAUAUUUGCCAACUCCAAUUGAUACACUUAAUGCAUAUUGCAAAGAUACCAGCAUGUUAAGUAGGGAAGAGCUGUUUGCCUGUUUGAAUAUUGUACGCAGCAUUAUUAGAGGUACCGAAUCUAUCCUACCAGUAUGGACAGAAACACCACUCGAAUUAAUCAAAUCUUCCGUAAAGCGAAGUGUUAUAAUUCCCACGUGUGGAGUGAAAGGACAUAUCACAAUGCCUGAUGGCAGCAAUGUAAGAUAUUAUCUUGCCGGGAUCAUGAGCCAAGUCCAACGAGCAAUGCUUGAGAAAGCAGAGGAUAAUACAAAGAGUUUUUUUGAAUUAAUACGGAUUUGGUCUAGUCUGUUAUUAGGAAAGGUACGGUUGUACGAAUGUACCUAUGAGAAACGAUGCAAAAAUUUCUUGAUUGUCAAGGAUACAUUUGAGAAUAAAUUAGUAAAAAAGAAAAGUUAUAUAGGUGCGGUGAUAACAGAACGUUGUGAUAUGCAGCACGAAUUGAGACUUAUUGCGCAAACGUUUACAAUUACGGAAACCCAUAAACGAAUAAUAUUAGAACUUUUUACGCUGGCUGUAAGCAGAUACGCAGAUGUUCGAUCAAAAGCACAAGCCAGUCUCUUGUCUACUUUUAAACAUGUUCCAUUUUCUUAUUCGUUUAUAAUUCCUCAUCUUCUCGAUAUUUUAGCGAGAGACACAGAGAAACAUCACGAUGCGUACAAGGGUGCUCUAUAUAUGAUUCUCGGAUCCCAAAAUAUUACUCUUAUCACAGUAGAUGAUUUUAAUACAGUGGCAUCACUGUUGUCAGCCAUUGUACUUUCUAAGCCAUCUGAAAAGCUCUCUGUGAUCCGCCUAAAACAGAAUAUCACAGACUUUAUGAGUAAAUGUUUCUAUCUGAAUUUGCUCGAAGCCGAAAUAUCCGAAACAUGUUUGGAAGCUGCGUGCGCUUUGUGGAAACUUGCUCCUCAGCCGACUUUGCCGCAGCCUAAUGAGAAUGAAAUACAGGAAGGAGCAGAGAAUCUGAAGCAACUCCGUCAAUCUAAUCUGGCGACGUAUACUCAUCUGCUUGACGAACUUUUACGUUGUAUACUCGAGGAAUCGUUGCAUUGGCGGCACAGAUUAAUGGCAAUGGUUUUCAUACGAAACUUGGUACAUCCAAAUCAUGCAUAUUCCGUAAAAUUAGUGCGUUACUUUCUGCAAGCGCUUAUACAUGAUUCCCUAAGUGAAAGAAAGAUUGCCAUUAGAAUAGUGACAUUUAUAUUGAAACAACAAAAGCGGAAACAUCCAAAGAUAACAAUUGAUGUACGCAGCUUACUUGGUGAAAAUACAUCAAAUGAAGAGAAAAAAUCGCGGAAUGUCACGCCCGGUAUGAGAGCUGACAAUUCUUGGCUUCAAUACAAUUACGAAACUCGUCCGCUGACUGCCGAACAAUGGGAUGAACCUAGAUACAUUCAUCAGUUCCAUGUGGGUUAUUAUGUUUGGCCAAAAACUUUGGAAGUAUACGCACCUUCGUCUCAACAGCCCUGUCUUGAUCCGGAAGUGCGCAAGUUUACGGAUUGCGAAAAGGAGAUUUGUUACUUCUUUGAUGAUCCGCAAAACAUCGAAAAACUUAUAAAAUAUUUCAGUCUGGAGGAGAAGAAGGGCAAAGAUAAAUUCAACGCGUUCAAGUAUUUUCUAUUUGAGGGCCUUUUUCGUAAUCACGGGAUCGUUUUUCUAAAGCAUUUCUUGCCACAUUUGCAGCGACUGGUGGUGGACAAGCACGAGAGCAGCCAACGAUGCGCCGCAGAGAUUGUGACCGGAAUUAUUAGAGGCGCCAAGCACUGGCCAUUCCAGAUGACAUGCGACCUAUGGCAGGUAUUAUUGCCUAUCAUAAGAACCGCAAUCGCGAAUCUUACGGAAGAGACUAUCACAGACUGGGGUAUGUGCUUCGGUUUGACGCAAGAACAAAGAGAUCCAAACAGGCAUCACUGGUUACUCGAAUGUCUAAUGGAGGAGCCUCCUUUGAAAGAUUCAUUUGUGGAAUGCGGUCGCCUGUAUGUUUUACAAGCCGCCUUGCAUCAGCAGUCAUGGCGAGUCACAGAAUUGCUGCAACGUUUGUUGGUGCGCCUAGAAGAUCGAUUACUGGCCAAUCCGUUUCAAAAUGUCCGAAGACAGCUGGCGUCAGUGCUAGUCACUGUAUUUUCAGCUGAUCUUAGCUUUCCACGCGACACGACCGAUAGUGCAACUCCACGAAUGCGAGCUCUAAUUGACAAGAUUAUACCGAAAUUAGAGCGACUUAUAAAAGAUAACGAUGCAAUCAAACUGCAAUCAGUCACUCAAAAUUUCGAUAAUAUGAACAAUAUAAUAGAAAAGUUGGCUAACGUCCCAUUCAAUGAAUCAGAAGAAGCGUUGAUAUCCGAAAAAGAACAAGAGAUGUCAAAAAGAUUGUUGAAAACUGUUUGUACAUGGAUUAUCAUUAGCCUGCAGCCUUCAGAGCAUGCCACGAUAUUAGAAUUUUAUAAGAUAUUUGUAAUCAUAUGUCAAUUGGAAAGCUCGGAAGCAGAUGAGGAACUCAAUAAAUUGUGUUUACGUACUUUGGCAAUGCUUGCACAGGCGUUCAUGUUACCAGAGAAUAUAUCAGUAGCGUUGAAUGCGGUGAAAACGGUAUCUGAGCACUCAUCAUGGUCCACUAGGUUCGCUAGCUUGGAAUUCCUUCAAGUAUUAGUUUUCCAUAAUAUGGGCAUAAUUCUUAGUAAUGCAUUAUGGAUUAACUGCGUUAAAGAUAUUGUUUUACACUUAUUAGAGGAUGUCUGUUUAGAAGUCAGAGAGAAGGCUAGCCAAGUACUUGGUGGGCUAUUACACUGCACGCUUAUUACAGAUCAAGAGAAUUUACUGGAAGAGUUUAAAAGAAAGGCAAAGAUCAAAUUACAAAAGAAAAACAAUUCUACCGAUAAGAAUGUAUCGGAUAACAUCCAGAUUAACGCAAUGUGUAUACGUCAUGCUGGCGUGCUCGGACUUUGUGCUUUCAUUCGUGCUCAUCCAUACGACGUGCCUGAGUACAUUCCUUCAGUCUUUGAACAUCUCGAACAUCAUAUGCGUGAUCCAGAACCUAUACCAAUGACAAUAAGGAAAACUUUGAGUGAUUUUAAACGGACACAUUAUGAUGGUUGGACAGGAAUUAAAGGUCACGCACAAUCCUUUACGGAAGAGCAACUGGCCGUUUUAGAAGAUUUAACAGUGCCGCCAUCACAUUAUGCUUGAUGAGAAAUAAUAUAUUUCACACUCAGAAUUUAUAGUUUUACUUAAAUACUGAUAUGUGUUAUUCUUUUCUUCUUUGUAAUUAUUUUUUUUUGUGAUGUAUAUAAUGAUGAAUAUAAUGAUAAUCAGCUUUCAAAGACUAAUGAGAUUAUUAGAUGUUUCUGAUAUAUGUCAAUGCUAUUUAAGAAUAAAUUAUUAUACUAUUAUAAAAAAUAUAUUAUUCUUAUAUUAUAAUUAUUAAAAAGAUAUGAAUAUAUGUAUAUUAUAUAUAAAAAUAAAAUUAUAUAUUUGUUUUAAAUAUACAUAUAUACGUAUCAAAACUCAUGAGAAUUUCAGAUUAAUCUUGUAAUCUUAUUUCUAUCAAUUGCAUGCCACAAA
Messenger RNA from Pogonomyrmex barbatus (red harvester ant), 6160 nucleotides. RefSeq names its product proteasome activator complex subunit 4B. Gene Ontology annotation, molecular function: proteasome binding; peptidase activator activity. Gene Ontology annotation, cellular component: nucleus; cytosol. The record is from RefSeq and is a predicted model, not a curated record. NCBI's taxonomy places the organism in Eukaryota, Metazoa, Arthropoda, Insecta, Hymenoptera, Formicidae. Gene Ontology annotation, biological process: proteasomal ubiquitin-independent protein catabolic process.